Ogataea parapolymorpha DL-1 is the source of this 1068-nucleotide messenger RNA. RefSeq lists its product as uncharacterized. NCBI's taxonomy places the organism in Eukaryota, Fungi, Ascomycota, Pichiomycetes, Pichiales, Pichiaceae. Bases 1 to 1068 code for a protein of 355 amino acids. The transcript has a single exon. The record is from RefSeq and is a predicted model, not a curated record.
AUGGUUUCUCUAUCUUCUUCCUCCUCCACUGCCAGAUAUGCCCAGCUGAUCCUUGGGGUAAUCCUUAUUGGCUUAUCAGGAAAAAUCAUUAACGACCGGAGCUCUUUGACUUCUCUGGCAGAUGAGCUAAGGGAGCUCUAUAAUAGCACCUCAUCCGAGGUUUCAUUCUCAUUGGCUAAAAGGGACCUUAGUGAGCCGUCCCUUUACAUUGAUCCCUCGUGGAAAAAAUCUGCGGUUGUGAUUUCUUCAGCUUGUACCAGUAUCAGCUCCAAUUCCUUGAACUACGCUUUGCCAAAAUUAUUCACCAAAAAGAACACAAACUCAAACACUCAGGCCCUCUUGUGGAAAUCAUCUGUCUUCAGAACCUUGUCAACAAGUGCCUCGGAGUUUGUUUCCAAAACGGCAGUAGGUGUCUCCCUGAAGCAGGCUGGUUAUGCCUCGUCAUUGUUUGGAUCUGAGGUGAUUUCGCAAGCAUUGUGGAUUAGCAAUAUAAUCAUUCAAGUCAGUCAAUAUGGUUCUCAAUCCUGCUCCAGUGUCGAAGGCUUGAUCAGCAGCUAUAACCUGACUUCUGAUCUUUCGGAGUUUAUACUGUCUAAUUACUACAAUGAGGAUGAGUCUAAUAACUCGACAUCGUCUGACAACGAGCUUUACGAUGAAAUUGAGAAUCUUAUUUCUCAAUCAAAUUCCUCCAAUCUCUCAGGACCUCUUUCCAACUUGCUUGACUCCUACAAUUCCAAUAAUCUAACUACUUUGGAGAAACAAUCGGCUUUAUUACUUCAACUUGCAAGCAACUGCCAGCUGAAGAAAUCUUCUAUGGCUCUCUCCAUCAUCACUUUUGCAACCUAUCUUUUUAGUAGCACUUUUCUGGCCUCAAGUGCUGUGUCUUUUGUCAACCAAUACCGAAAGCAAAAAGAACAAGCUGCCAAAGCGAUCCAAACUACGCCAGAAAGGAGUGAAAACGAGGCAACGGAAGCACCAGGACCUCAAAUCCAUUUUGUUUAUAGAUCCGACUGGCUCCUACCAGAUAUUCUCAGUGAUGAGGAAUUUAUUUCGCUCUCGGCUGUAUGA